CAAUUUGAAACUUAUUUCAACCGCAGAAGCGACUGUUGUGAAAGCGAUAAAAGCUCCUACCUCGAAAAUCUCCGCAGCUUUGUAUAAUUUUUAUAGUUAUAGCUUUCUUCUCAAGAUGAUCGAACUGCUGAGAACAUUGAAGAAUUUCCUUCAUUCUUCCUCUGGAAAAAUGCCAUCUGUUUACCACGAACAUUGUGGCAAACCUGGACCGAAAAGCAACGAUUAUGUUCCUCCGCCUGAAGCGAGAUAUUUCAAGUCUCGGAGUGCUCCGAAUUCCCCUUUAAUGGGAGAACGGAGAUCCGCUACCCCCAGGGACUCCCCGCGUCUUGCUCGAGAAGUACAUCGACUUUCUGAGAAAGUGUCGCAAGUGAAAAGCCCGAGGUCCCCCAGAGUGGGACGAAGUAAAUCUUUCAACUCUAAAGCGGAACAGAGGAACUCUCUGGGAAAAGUCUGGCAUCCUGGCUGUUUGCGAUGCGAAGAAUGCGGUAAACGAUUAAACCCUGGCCAACAUUCAGAGCACAGAGGAAUUCCCUAUUGUAAUAUUCCAUGCUACAGUUUGUUAUUUGGCCCAGGUGGAUAUGGCCGAGGAGGAACAGAAUCAUAUCAAUAUUUAGCAGAUGAUAAGCUUACACCAGCUGAAUUGGAUGCCAUUAGGAAUGAAAUUAUUCCAAAGCUGAAGGAGUAUAAUACAUUUUUUGAGUCACGUAAAGCUCUACAGUUAACAAGCAAAGAGCUCAGUGGCAGACUCAUACUCGAGGGGGUACUCAAGAUUUACUGGGGUUUGAAGGUGCCUGUUACACUUGCAAGUCACAACUUGUCAUAUUGGAGGAGACGCUCACAGAAAGAACAGAAUGGUUACAGAGGAUCGGCUGUUAACAGAGUUAAAGAUGGAAUUAGACCAAGGACAAGUAGUUUAGAGAAGAUUCUAGCCAGGCGCCGGUCCAUUAAUAACAAAAAUAUUCCAGAUGCAGGAGAUCAGAAAACUAUUCUUGAUUUCACAGUUCAGUCCCCAGAAGGUCACACAACAUUUAUUCCUCCUUAUGGGACUUCAACAAAUUUGCGUGUGACAAGCAGAACCAAAACAAGAGAAGUUAUAAAAAUGCUGAUGACUAAAUUCCAGAUCACUGAUGCACCUCAGAAAUUUAAUCUCUAUGCUGUAUAUGACAAUGGGUCAAUUAGACAACUUCAAAAGGAAGAAUUUCCUCUAUACUGUCGCCUUUUGUUGGGGCCCAGUGAGGAGGCAGCUAAGAUAUUUGUUAUGGAGGCUGAUGAUACUAAUAAUAUAUCUCAUGAGAUUUUCUGAGGUGUUUUCAGUUGUUUUAUAGUUAAUAAUUUUCAUUGACAAAUUUGAUUGCUCUGUUUUCCACCCUUACACAGUUUUCACUCAGAAUAAUGUAUCAAAUUUAGCCUUUAUACGAGUAGUUCAGAAAUUAAACCCUGUUGAGAAAACUAGCCAAAAAUACCUCUAGUGGAAUUGAGAAAUUCUAAGUCCUACAUCCCACAUCUACCAGUUAAUCACUUCUGGGAGUUAAAGGAUAAAUUGUUCUUGAAGAGACCUAAAUGGUAGUUCUGAGGUGGUAUAAUGAGGUGACAUGAGUGGCAUGAAGGGGCCUGGUAGCCAAAUUAAUGAUGUAAUAGCCUCCCCUGGUGUGCCAGCUUGGAUUGAGGUCUGCAUUCUCUUCUGUUGUUAGUGAACAAACUUUUUUAACCCAGAGUAUGUAUUCCUGGCCAACUGUCUGGAAAAAUUAAAUAUCAGUGCUUAAAAGUAAUUGAAAAUCUUUUAACUCUCAGACCAAGUGCACCAUACUGGACACUGUUUUGACAGAUUGAGGGUUGAACUUAAGUUGAGUUGAAAAAGGAAUUAAACCAAUUUUAUUUUGGAUCA
Molecule: messenger RNA, 1885 nt
Organism: Pocillopora damicornis (cauliflower coral)
Lineage: Eukaryota; Metazoa; Cnidaria; Anthozoa; Scleractinia; Pocilloporidae
Product: ras association domain-containing protein 4
Biological process (GO): signal transduction
Source: RefSeq, a predicted model, not a curated record